Molecule: messenger RNA, 2676 nt
Organism: Schistosoma turkestanicum
Lineage: Eukaryota; Metazoa; Platyhelminthes; Trematoda; Strigeidida; Schistosomatidae
Source: the annotation of a GenBank genome assembly
AUGGGAUCUUAUACUGAUGAGAAUGAUCCAAACAAUUUCGAGGUCACAUUGCAUUCAGGUGCCUUGAUACAUGAACAAAAAAAUGCUGUUAGUCUAUGGCAACGAGCAUUCAAAAAGGUUAAGUCAAUAGACCUAGAUUCCUGGAGCGAUCUACCGUGGAAUGAACGUCCUAUUCGACGCGCCCUCAGACACCGAUACAGUGCAAUCAAGAAGAAGUGGGUCGUGGAUGAAGUACAAAUCAAGAUAGAAUCAGAACCAUUUGAUCGUGGAGCAAUGCGCGAAUGUUUUAGACUGAAGAAAUUAAGUCAAAGAGCAUCAGAUACUAAUGACUGGCAUCAUACAUCAAAUUAUGUGGCCAAGCGAUAUAUAAACCCUGUGGACAAACAGAUUUACUUUGAUGACGUGCGUCUACAGAUGGAAGCAAAGUUAUGGGGGGAAGCUUACAAUCGGCAUAAUCCUCCCAAAAAGGUGGACAUUUUCCAGUUGUCUGUUCUCGAACUAAACCCUGAAAGUUCCGUUGGUAAUGAACAAGUAGCUUCUUCAUCGCCAGUAUUUUUUCAUAUUGAGCGAUAUAUGGAAGGAGAGUAUCGUAAAUACAAUUCAAACUCUGGCUUUGUCGAUGAGUGCUUACGUAAUACUCCACAGACUUUUAGUCACUUCACAUUUGAACGUUCCGGUCACCGAUUGUUAGUUGUAGAUAUCCAAGGUGUUGGAGACCUGUACACUGACCCUCAAAUUCAUACAUCAGAUGGAGUGGGCUACAAUGAUGGCAAUCUCGGUACGCGGGGUAUGGCUUUAUUCUUUCACAGCCAUAAAUGUAAUCCUUUAUGCAAAUGGCUAGGAUUAGCUCAAUUUGAUCUGGCUCCCUCUGAAUUAGAUGUGCCGACGCAGUGUCACCAAACUAAUCAAAAUCCUCCAAAUCCUAUGGAAAAUGAAGUCGAUCACGUUGAAAGCACGUGUGGAAUGUUUCGCAAAUCGAAAUUUCGUCGACGUACAUUCAGUUUAAACAAUCAAGUAUCCUGUAAAUCUCCGUCUAAUUUGUAUGGUCCGACAGUUGUUCGUUCAUCUGAAAGUAUGUUCACCUCAGCACUUUCCGAAACUCGUCGUCGUUGUGCUAGUAUUUCACUUUGCGAUCAUUCCAAAUCCAUGGGACAAAGUUUGAGCUUUGUAUCUUCGUUUCAGUCGGUGGAUGAUGACCUUUCACUUGACAGCCCUGACGCUCUGAAGCUUCGACAAACAUCAUGUCCGAAUCCUUCAUUUCAGCUGUCGAAUCAUCAAUUCUCACCUGACUUAAAUAUAUCUGGUCAGGGACAGUGUUGUCUUCAAAAUUUCGGUUCAGUAGUCCCCAAGCUACCGGUUUCAAGAAACCGUGCAGCGUCUGGUGACUCAGGAUAUUCUGGACGAGUAAAUUUAAUUCAGCCUUGUUCAGACUUUCCCGUUGGUAGAUUAUGUGAAGUCGCUUCUGGAUUUCAUCAAAACUGUACAAAUUUUGAUGGUAAUUCUACCUCAGUUGAUUCAUCAGUACGAGUUUCCCCGCCUAGUGUUGGAAGUAUGCGAUCCUACUCAGAAUUUCGUCCGUCAGUGGAUGAAGCCUUUCCUUCAGCAUCAAACCAUUUAUUUUCCAAUCGUUGUAUGAUUAUACCAAAAAGACAGCGUAAUAUCAGCGAAUCUAGUGAUGUAGAUGCAGAGGAGUGUCAUCGUGUGACUGGAAAUUUAUUGUAUCAACUAAUGCAUGAAAAUCACAAACCCAGUUGUGCCGAUCAUCCUACAAACUUGGAUCAAGAAAUCGGGCAUUCUAUUCUUGGACAAAUACAUCAUGAACUUGCCAGACUUCAUGAAGCUGGACGCUUUGUACCAAAUAAAUGUGGAUGGUCAAAUGUAGGACUAGGAGGUGAAGGACUACUCAAUAAGGACUGUUGGGAAGUUAGUGACUCCGAAGAAUCGAACAACGGAGCAAAUAUUGACCCAGUAACUUUGAUCGACUGGUCAGCUGUCCUAUUUCAUGAACGCCACGCUGCUCAACUAGGUUGCCUUGAAGCCAUGAUUGUCAUGGCACAUUAUUAUCUUGGUUUACCGACUCAAUUGUUACUGGGGUGUCCAAUAAAAUCAGAUCCAAGUGAUAUACGUAUUGGCAUUGAUCAUCUUUGGCGUGCUGCGGAAGGUGGUGAUCGUCGAUGCAUGAUCCUUCUCGCUCGCUAUCUAGACUUGUCAGUUAGUCUUAUAAAUCCAGGACAUCAAACCAAUUCCGUAACAAUCCCGCGUGACGUUUUGAUACUUCCUACCUUACAAUCCUAUCUUAAUAACAAUAAUCAAUCAUUGCUUCCUUCUAUAUCCCCUGAUUCCUGGUCUGAAGCUAUUGGUUGGUAUAAACGGGCAGUUGACAGUGCCAUUAAUUCAUCCUCUUCCGCUGAUGGGUGUACAGAUGAAGGAUUAGAUGCUGAAGGUCAUUAUGAUGCUGCUGAAGAUUUACUACCUGUUUAUCGUAUUUUGGCUCGUAUGGCUGAAAUGUAUUCUGUCGGUGGCUUCGGUCUUAAACAAAAUUUAUCCUUAGCCGGAGAUCUUUUCACUCAAGCAGCAGAAAUUGCUUCUGGUGCAUUACAAGGUCGUUUGGCUGUAAAAUAUUUUGAGUUAGCAGAUGAAGCAUACUCAUUGAACGAGCAAAUAACUAACUGUUAG